Molecule: messenger RNA, 737 nt
Organism: Paraglomus occultum
Lineage: Eukaryota; Fungi; Glomeromycota; Glomeromycetes; Paraglomerales; Paraglomeraceae
Source: the annotation of a GenBank genome assembly
AUACAUAUUAUGAGGAUGCCACGUUUUAUAAUCCUGGACUGGGAGCCUAUGGUGAUGAAAACUCGGACAGUGAUUUUAUUGCUGCACUUGCUGGCCAAGACUUUGAUCCAUUUACACCGAAUCAAAAUCCAAACAAAACCGACUGUGUGGAAGCCAAGUUGAAGUCAAAUUUAACGAAAAAUCUCGUCCUGAACAAGGAGAAUUUCCUUCCCUCGCCCUCGACGACAUUCUCCAACGCCCCGUUCACGAUCCAGACGCUCAUUGAUGCACUACAGGUUCAAUACAACGAGUACAGUAUCGCCGUAACUAACAUUCAAAAGAACAAAGCACUAUAUUUAGCCGGAGAGAUCCUGUUAAAGCUUAAGAUAGAUCACAAAAGACACAGAAACUUCCGAAUUUCUAAUGAUUUCCCGCGGAAGGCAAGGGCGUUUUAUAGACUUGCUCAGCUGAAGAUGAGCUUUGGCUUUGGUUCUGUGGACUACACGGUCGUGUUAGAUGACAUCAUAAUAUGCGUAACAGAGGCGAAGAAAAUGGAUUUCGACAAAGGAGCAGCUCAAAACAUAGUACAAAUGCACAGUGCUGUAGAGAACCUAAGGAAGCGCAAGCUAGAAGACGUGGAUUUGGAAGAUUCUGAGGAAAGUUCCAGUUAUGGUGUAUGGAAUCGUGUCAAAUGCUCGAAACUGGCUAUUUUUGCAAUGGGCAGGCACGGAAAACGAUCCAGUCCUAUACAUAUCUAA